Messenger RNA from Eucalyptus grandis, 3782 nucleotides. Its product is annotated as DNA-directed RNA polymerase 2B, chloroplastic/mitochondrial. Gene Ontology annotation, biological process: mitochondrial transcription. NCBI's taxonomy places the organism in Eukaryota, Viridiplantae, Streptophyta, Magnoliopsida, Myrtales, Myrtaceae. Gene Ontology annotation, cellular component: mitochondrial DNA-directed RNA polymerase complex. The transcript has 20 exons. The record is from RefSeq and is a predicted model, not a curated record. The coding region runs from base 1 to 2901 and encodes 966 amino acids. Gene Ontology annotation, molecular function: DNA binding; DNA-directed RNA polymerase activity.
AUGUGGCGAACCGCCGCCAAGCUCGCCGCCCUCGGGGCGCCGAGGCGGGUCCCCGCCGCCGCCGCCGCCGCUGUUAGGUUGGGGUUUCCGGAGGUGCUCCCGCGCCGGAGCGGGGAGGUCUCGUCGAACGAGGAUUUCGUGGGGCGGCCCAGCUUCGGGCUGGGGCUGACCGGGUUUUGCCCCAAGGGGUACGCGAGCGUGGCCGAGGCGGAGGUGGCGUCGUCGACGGACGUCGAGGAGGAGGUCUCGGUGGCCGAGGAGGAGGAGGUGAAGGAGCUGCUGGAGGAGAUGACCAAGGUGGAGAGGAAGGAGAAGGUGUAUUGGAAUAGGCAGCGGAACUUGGCCGCCAGGGGAAUGGGGAGCACGAAGUAUCACCGGCUGAGGAGGAGGCAAGUGAAGGCCGAGUGCGAGGCGUGGCAGCGGGCGGCCAAUGAGUAUAAGGAGCUGUUGAACGAUAUGUGCGAGCACAAGCUGGCUCCGAAUCUGCCGUAUAUGAAGUCUCUGUUUUUAGGCUGGUUCGAGCCUCUGCGAAAUACCAUCGCCGCGGAGCAAGAGUCGUACAGGUCGGGCAAGAGGAAGACGGCUUAUGGUCGUUUCUUCGAUCAGUUGCCAGCGGAUAUGAUGGCAGUGAUCACGAUGCAUAAAUUGAUGGCGCUGAUGAUGACGGGAGGAGAACAUGGUCAUGGCCACGCCCGAGUUAUACAGGCAGCUUGCACGAUAGGCGACGCUGUUGAGCAGGAGGUUAAAAUACAAAGUUUCUUGAAAAAAACGAAAAAGAAGAAGGUAAAAGAAGGUGAUGAAGACAGAGGAGAUGAAACAAAAGCUGCAUCCCAGGAGCAAGAGAAGUUAAGGCACAAAGUCACUGAUCUGUUAAAAAAACGUAAAUUACCGGCAGUGCAGAAGCUAGUGAAGGGACAGGACGAUUUGAAGCCCUGGGGGCAGGAGGCAAAAGCAAAGGUGGGAAGCCGUCUGAUCGAGUUGUUAAUACAAACUGCAUACAUCCAACCUCCUGCUAAUCAAUUGGCCGAAGAUCCACCUGAAAUACGACCUGCAUUUUUGCAUACAUUCAGGACUGUUACAAGAGACACAAAGAGUUCCAGCCGAAGAUAUGGUCUUAUCCAGUGCGACCCAUUAAUUCUCAAAGGCCUGGAACGAACAGCAAGACAUAUGGUGAUUCCAUAUAUGCCGAUGUUGGUACCACCUGUCAAAUGGACAGGUUAUGAUAAAGGGGCGUACAUGUUCUUACCUUCUUCUGUCAUGCGCACGCAUGGAGUUAGACAACAACGUGAAGCAGUUAAGAGGGCCCCUCUCCAGCAACUUCAAACAGUAUUUGAGGCUUUAGAUAUAUUAGGGGCUACUAAAUGGCGGGUCAACAAAAGGGUGCUUUCUGUUGUGGAUAGGAUAUGGAAUAGUGGGGGCCGCCUUGCGGAUCUUGUGGACCGUAAUGAUAUAGCUUUGCCGGAGAAGCCAGAUACAGAAGAUGAAGCACAGAUAAGAAAAUGGAAGUGGAAAGUCAAAUCCACCAGAAAGGAAAACAGGGAGAGACAUUCACAGCGUUGUGACAUAGAACUUAAACUUGCAGUUGCAAGAAAAAUGAAGGAAGAAGAGGGUUUUUAUUAUCCGCAUAAUCUCGACUUCCGUGGUCGUGCCUACCCCAUGCACCCUUACUUAAAUCAUCUUGGUUCAGAUUUAUGUCGUGGCAUUUUGGAGUUCGCUGAGAGUCGCCCCCUUGGAAAGUCGGGUUUGCGCUGGCUGAAAAUUCAUUUAGCCAACUUAUAUGCUGGUGGAGUGGACAAAUUGUCUCACGAGGGAAGAUUAGCCUUUACAGAAAAUCACUUGGAUGAUAUAUUUGAUUCUGCUGACCGGCCUCUUGAAGGAAAGCGAUGGUGGUUGAAUGCUGAAGACCCAUUCCAGUGCUUGGCCGUUUGCAUUAAUCUUACUGAAGCUUUGAGAAGCUCUUCUCCGGAGACCUUUAGAUCAAAUAUACCUGUCCACCAGGAUGGUUCCUGCAAUGGUUUGCAACACUAUGCGGCCCUUGGAAGAGACAAGUUGGGUGCAGCUGCUGUCAAUUUGGUUGCAGGAGAGAAGCCUGCUGAUGUUUACUCUGGAAUAGCAGCUCGAGUACUUGAAAUAAUGCAAAUGGAUGCAAAAAAAGAUCCAGCUGUGUUUCGAGAUGCGUUGCAUGCAAGAACCUUAAUUCAUCAGGUUGAUAGAAAGUUGGUGAAGCAGACAGUUAUGACGUCUGUAUAUGGUGUCACUUAUAUAGGUGCCCGGGAUCAGAUAAAGAGGAGGUUGAAGGAACGUGGUGCGAUUAUGGAUGAUACAGAACUUUUCCGUGCUUCUUGCUACGCUGCAAAGACCACCUUAACUGCUCUAGGGGAGAUGUUUGAAGCAGCAAGAAGUAUUAUGAGCUGGCUUGGUGACUGCGCCAAGAUUAUUGCAUCUGAGAAUCAACCAGUUCGGUGGACAACUCCCCUUGGGCUUCCUGUGGUGCAACCGUACCGUAGAGUAGGAAGACAUCUCGUUAAAACUUCACUUCAGAUUUUGACAUUGCAACGUGAAACUGAUAAGGUCCUGACCAAGCGUCAGAGAACAGCUUUCCCCCCAAAUUUUGUGCACUCACUUGAUGGUUCUCAUAUGAUGAUGACAGCAGUUGCCUGCAAGACGGCAGGGUUGAACUUUGCAGGGGUUCACGAUUCCUACUGGACACAUGCAUGUGAUGUGGAUGAAAUGAAUAGGAUACUGAGGGAGAAAUUUGUUGAACUUUAUGAAACUCCGAUCUUGGAAAAUUUGCUGGAGAGCUUUCAGAAUUCUUUCCCUUCAUUAUCUUUUCCUCCUUUGCCUGAACGAGGUGACUUCGAUCUUAAAGAUGUUCUCGACUCGGCUUAUUUCUUCAACUAAUCCAGCCUGAGGAUUUCAAUUUGUACUCAGCUGGCUUAGGCCUGUGCCCCUAUGAUAGCAGCCAUGGUGCAUGACACAUAUCACUAUAGUUUGACUUGAGGGUUGUCAGAGGGUCUCCAGUAGGAGUUCUUGCAUCAUGCGAUGCGUACAUCUCAUGUACAUGUCUGGAGCCGUCAGAUCUCUGUCCAAUUAUUACAUAAUGUUGGGCCUUGGUAUCGAAUCACAUCAGACUUAACCAGAUGUGAGCUGCCUUAAUCUAGACAGCAUGAGUUGGAUCUUAAAACAAUUAAAAGGUCAGCCACCUUGUAUGCAUGGGGAUACCGACAGCAUGACCACAUACAAAACUUCCAAAGUGAUGAGAAUAGUGAUCAUGGGAUGUCAGACUUGACUCAGGAAUUUGCAUCUUGUGGGGAAUGUCGACCUCUCUUCAGCUAGCACCGUGGGUAAAAUCCAGGUAUUUUUCUAAAGAAGCCAGGUGAUCCACAAGGAUAAGAGAACUCGCCCUGGUUGCCUAUGCUUUGAGAUCUGUCCCGCUACCAUCUGUAAUUGUCAAGUACAUAUGGUUCUACGACUUCUUGUGGUGCUCAAGACAUUAACCAUCAGUCAGUCUCUCUCUCUCUCUCUCUCUCUCUCUCUCAAUGUAAAGUGUAGAAAAAGGAGGAAUAGGAUUGUUGUUUCAUGAAACUCAAUUGCUUUAUGCAUAUGUACAGAGGUUAACAAAUUUGAUGGCACAAGUGAAAAUCCAAUUUCUAGUUGCAGAUGCCUUUUUCCCUUUCUUAUUUUCUUUGACAAAAACGUCAGAUGGCGUGGCAUUGUAAACUUCAGCUCUCAGUGAAACCGCUGGGAGAACAUUUUAUGUUGAUCUUUUCUGCCUGUCAUUA